Messenger RNA from Acomys russatus (golden spiny mouse), 1344 nucleotides. It is a transcript of the gene Psmc1, whose product is annotated as proteasome 26S subunit, ATPase 1. Lineage: Eukaryota; Metazoa; Chordata; Mammalia; Rodentia; Muridae. Gene Ontology annotation, molecular function: ATP hydrolysis activity; proteasome-activating activity; ATP binding. Gene Ontology annotation, cellular component: proteasome regulatory particle, base subcomplex. The record is from RefSeq and is a predicted model, not a curated record. Gene Ontology annotation, biological process: proteasome-mediated ubiquitin-dependent protein catabolic process.
CAAGUUGUCCCCUGGCUUCCUCAGGGUCAAAGUCAGAGUGGUGGCCAUGGUCCUGGGGGCGGCAAGAAGGAUGACAAGGACAAGAAAAAGAAAUAUGAACCUCCUGUCCCAACUAGAGUCGGGAAAAAGAAGAAGAAAACAAAGGGGCCAGAUGCUGCCAGCAAACUGCCACUGGUAACGCCUCACACCCAGUGCCGCCUGAAAUUACUGAAGCUAGAGAGAAUAAAAGACUAUCUCCUCAUGGAGGAAGAAUUCAUUAGAAAUCAGGAACAGAUGAAACCGUUAGAAGAAAAACAAGAGGAGGAGAGAUCAAAAGUGGAUGAUCUCAGGGGGACUCCCAUGUCUGUAGGAACCUUGGAAGAGAUCAUUGAUGAUAAUCACGCCAUCGUGUCCACAUCUGUGGGCUCAGAACACUACGUCAGCAUCCUGUCAUUUGUGGACAAGGAUCUGCUGGAACCGGGCUGUUCAGUCCUACUCAACCACAAGGUGCAUGCUGUGAUCGGGGUGCUAAUGGACGACACUGAUCCCCUGGUCACAGUAAUGAAAGUGGAAAAGGCCCCCCAGGAGACCUACGCAGAUAUUGGGGGACUGGACAACCAAAUCCAGGAAAUUAAGGAAUCUGUGGAGCUUCCUCUUACCCACCCUGAGUAUUAUGAAGAGAUGGGGAUAAAGCCCCCUAAGGGGGUCAUUCUCUAUGGUCCACCAGGAACAGGUAAAACAUUAUUGGCCAAAGCAGUAGCAAACCAGACGUCAGCCACUUUCCUGAGAGUGGUUGGCUCAGAGCUUAUUCAGAAGUACCUAGGUGACGGACCCAAACUCGUUCGGGAACUGUUCCGAGUUGCUGAAGAACAUGCACCUUCCAUUGUGUUUAUUGAUGAAAUUGAUGCCAUUGGGACCAAAAGAUAUGAUUCAAACUCUGGAGGUGAGAGAGAAAUUCAGCUAACAGUGUUGGAGCAGGUGAACCAGUUGAAUGGAUUUGACUUGAGGGGAGAUGUAGAAGUUAUCAUGGCCACAAACCAAAUAGAGACUUUGGGUCCAGCACUUAUCAGACCAGGCCGCAUUGACAGAAAGAUCGAGUUCCCCCUGCCUGAUGAAAAGACUGAGAAGCGCAUCUUCCAGAUUCAUACAAGCAGGAUGACAAUGGCUAAUGAUAUAACCUUGGAUGACCUGAUGACGGCAAAGGGUGACCUCUCUGGGGCUGACAUCAAGGCAAUCUGUACAGAAGCCGGCUUGAUGGCCUUGCAGGAAUGCAGAAUGAAAUUAACAAAUGAAGAAUUUAAAAAGUCUAAAGAGAAUGUUCUUUAUAAGAAACAAGAAGGCACCCCUGAGGGGCUAUAUCUCUAG